Molecule: messenger RNA, 3711 nt
Organism: Bombina bombina (fire-bellied toad)
Lineage: Eukaryota; Metazoa; Chordata; Amphibia; Anura; Bombinatoridae
Gene: CDCP1
Product: CUB domain containing protein 1
Exons: 9
Coding region: 212-2716 (834 amino acids)
Source: RefSeq, a predicted model, not a curated record
CUUGCUCAACUGCAAGGUAAAGACAGGGAAGAGAGAAAAAAAAAAGGAACACACCUUUAAACAGGCCUAGCUUGAGAAAAGAAAACAACAGAGUGUGGCGAUGUGAGAUUCUACAAGCAGAUAAAAUGGAGAUAAAGUGAAGGGGAUUCUGAUUAGUGCAUGAAGUAUUUGUGUUUGGGACAGGCUGAAGAAGGAUAUUCAGGAAGGAACAAUGUCUGCAAACUGUGGCCUGUAUCUAAGAGUCUCAGAAAUGCUGCUGAUAGGAUUACUAUUCACUUGGCUUAUUCCCCAAAACACAGAAGCUGUUGAUAUCUCCCUGGGGCCCAAAGACAACAUUACUAUCAUUGUUAAGCAGAAUGCCAAGAGCCCAUCGUCUUCCUGUUUUAUGUGUGUAAAAAAUGACUGCAAACGGACUACACUAACAGUAACCGAUGGUAUGAGCGUUAGCUACAGCUUCACCUGCCCUACUCCUGAGAAAUACUACAUCAUGGAAAUUCAGAAGAGAAUUGAUUGUAUUUCAGGCACAUGCCCCUUUGGAAAAGUAAACCUGCAACCAUCAAGCUUCCCGGGCCUGAAUAGAACAUUCUCUUGGAAUAUAACAACUACCAAGAACAUUGGCCUUGAGCUAAGCUUUUCCUCUCCAGGGUUGAAACAGAUUGAAUCAUCCUACAAUUGCCCAGAUCUAGUAACGUUCCAUAUAAGCACUUCUGUGGACACCUCUUCUGUCAGCAUUGGUAUAUUCUGUAGGAACGGAACAGUAUCGCGUAUUAAAGUCCAAGGAGGAGGUGUUGUGGCACUACAUGUACCCUGGAAUGAAAACGUAACAGAGUCUGGAUUGAGCAUUGCAAACCGAACUGCUAUUAAACGGUUGUGUAUUAUCGAAUCCACAUUUUCAAGAGAGACAUCUGUAAUUCUGUCAUCGGCUAACUACCCCUUAGGAUUUCCAGAUGAUGAAAUCAUGACUUGGCAGUUUGUCAUGCCCCCCAAUCACAGAGCUAGCAUCAAGUUUCUGAAUUACAGUUUACCCAAUUGUGUGAAGAAGGACGAACGGGUGGAGUAUUAUCUGCCAUUUUUCUACAGCAGUGCAGAAGUUCUUAAAUUGACAGACAGGCAGCCAGCCAAUAUAGCCAACGAUUUCAAUAUGACCCUGGCAAACUGUGCCUUGGAUAAUACAAAUCCUGGGGCUCUAUCCUUACUCUUUGAAGUCGUUGUUCAACCAAUCACAUCUCUAGAAAGUAUACUUUACAAUGUUGACCUAACGAAGAACUUUGAUUUUAAUGUACACAUAAGAAAAAAGCGUGUAGUAGGUCGUCAAUAUGCCCCAUUAUGUCUGGUCUGCAGAACACCUAUUGAAUGUGAACCCGAGUUAAGCUUGCCUGGAGGAAAAUUCUACAAAAUUUCCUUUCUCUGCAAUGACAUGGAAAGCUUUAUUGUAACAGCAGAAAAAGAUAUAGCUUGUGAACAUCUAAGAACCAGUCAAAUAAAAAAUAUUUCUAUAACUGUACCACCAACACUGCUUAUUCUUCCCGUACGCCUUGAAACAGUCACCUGGAAUAUAAUAGCAGCAAAUAAUAUCAGUGCAGAGAUACGUUCCACAUCACUGAACCUGCAACAAGAUGUCUCAGAAAACCCAUGUGAUACAAAUGGAUCUGGUUUUUAUUAUGACAUAAUCAGCUCCAAUGCAAAGAACACAUUUAGUCUUGGAACCUUUUGUCCAAAUGGUUCAAUUGAAAUAAUACAGCUGAGAGAUAAUGUAAAAAUUGUCCUCAAAGUGCAGAAGAAUGUAAACUUCAGUAUUCCAAAACUCGAUCUACAUGUGUCUAUUAUACCACCAAUUGAAGAGGAGUGCAUCUUCACUGUAACUCCAAAAGCUGACACCACCGUCUAUCUGCGGACUCCUAACUGGGACAGCGGAGUACCAGAUUACGUCACCGUGUCAUGGAACAUAGGAAUACCUGAGAAACAGUUUGCUAAUUUCUCUUUUGCAAAAAACAAAAUGGACAUUACAUGUCAAAUGGGACGUGCUUUCGCUAAUAUAGAGGAGAAGAAAGCCAAAGGGCUGGACAUUACAAGACGAGAUGACGAGCUGCUGCCUGGCCCCUCACAACUGUACAGUCCAUUCUGGGUCAAUAUCUCUAACUGUAAACCUAGGAGUAACCACAAGCUUCAAUUACAAUUCUCUCUGAAGUUUAUUCAAGUUAAUUCAGAUCUUACAAUUAUUGUGGUUGCUGCAUGUGUGGCAGCAGUCAGUAUUGUUUUGAUUAUUGGAGUCACCAUUUGCUGUGUUAAGAAAAAGAAAAAAGAAAAACAUCCUGCAGUGGGAAUAUAUAAUACCAAGGUUCCUACAGAAAUGACAAGUCGCCAUGGCUUCUUUAGAAAGGGAAGGAAGAAAAAUGAGUCCCAUGUUUAUGCUGUAAUAGAUGAUACGAUGAUCUAUGGCCACUUGUUGAAAGACAAUAAUGGCUGCCCCAGCCCAAAUGUUGAUGUGUACCAACCAUUCGAAGGACCCAUGGGUGAUGCACCUCCUGUCCCCCCAAUUAAUUUUCCCAAUGGAAGUACCAAAGAUGAAACCAGGGAAGACCCUCUGGCCUUAUCAAUGAGAGAAAAUGAACUUUAUACAAUCAAUGAGCCUAUUACAAAGGAGCCUGUGGAAAACGAAGAUACUAGUUUAAGUUUUGUUGAUGAACCUGGAAAUAAAACUGUGCCAGCAACUUGACAUUUUGAAGAAAAAAAUAUGAUAUUUAUUUCAUAACUAUAAAACUGACCUUAUGGGAAAAUGGCAGACCCCACAUGCCAAGAGUGCCUACCUUACCAUCAUGUAUGUGUUAUGGAGUGCUUACCUUACCAUCAUUUGUGGGUUAUGGAGUGCCUACCUUACCAUCAUAUGUAUGGGUUAUGGAGUGUCUACCUUACCAUCAUAUGUGUGGGUUAUGGAGUGCCUACCUUACCAUCAUAUGUGGGUUAUGGAGUGCCUACCUUACCUUAUAUGUGGGUUAUGGAGUGUCUAACUUACCAUCAUAUGUGGGUUAUGGAGUGUCUACCUUACCAUCAUAUGUGUGGUUUAUGGAGUGCCUACCUUACAUCAUAUGUGGGUUAUGGAGUGCCUACCUUACCUUAUAUGGGGGUUAUGGAGUGUCUAACUUACCAUCAUAUGUGGAUUAUGGAGUGUCUACCUUACCAUCAUGUGUUGGUUAAAUGCCAACAAAUAACAAAUGGAAAUUUAACUCUUGAUGAUCUUGCCAGCGUGAAGUUUUUUUUAAGGAAGUUUAGAAAAUAGACUGGUUUUACCCAGAUUAAUUGUUAUUUUAUUGUAUGAACGCAAACUUCAUUACUUUGAGUUAAGUUUUCAUCUCCAAAUGCCUGGCAUGGGAUUAAAUAUAAUGCAUAAACCUGAAGAUCCUAUUCUUGUCUUUGGGGGUGUACAGAUAUUUUUUUUAAAACUGAAAAUAAUGCUUUCUUACUGGUAACUGACUGAACGACUUCUUAAAUAUAUUGUGAUGCUUAUUUUUCUUUUGCACUUUGUGAUACAGUUCCACAAUCCAAUACUAAUUAUGUAUAAAAAUCUAAGCACUACUCCAAGUCUAGUGCUGGACCCAAGUUAUGUUUAUAUGGUUUACUUUUCCUUGAAAAUAGAAAUGAUCUCAAGGCUGUGUACUGUGUGUUAUGUUAGAAAAGUGUGAGAAAAUAAAAAAUGCUGUGAUAUACCGGUAA